This is a messenger RNA of Drechmeria coniospora, 1146 nucleotides long. Its product is annotated as electron transfer flavoprotein alpha-subunit. The record is from RefSeq and is a predicted model, not a curated record. Bases 1 to 1146 code for a protein of 381 amino acids. The transcript is spliced from 2 exons. NCBI's taxonomy places the organism in Eukaryota, Fungi, Ascomycota, Sordariomycetes, Hypocreales, Ophiocordycipitaceae.
AUGGUCAUGGCGCCGUCAAAAGAAGUCGCCGUCGCCGGCUCUAAUGCCAUGGACUCUGUCGACCCCGAUCAGACCCUCAAGGCUUCCAAGGCUCUCCUCGCCCACAUCAAGAAGGCGGCAAAGGAGAGCAGCGGGGAAUCAAGCAAGAAGAACCUGCUCGACGACGAGGACGACGAAGACCUUUCCGACAUGCCCAUCUGGCUGACGCUCACGACGAAGCGCCACAUCACCGACAAGGCGCGCCUGCAGCCAGGCAAGAUUCCGUUGCCGCAUUCGCUCAACGGCGACGGUCAGCCGACGACCAUUUGCGCCAUCGUCGCGGACCCCCAGCGUGCGUACAAGAACGUCAUCGGCUCCGAAGAGUUCCCCGCCGCGCUCGCCAAGCGCAUCACGCGCGUCAUCGACUUUUCCAAACUCAAGGCCAAGUACGGCCAGUACGAGGCCCAGCGCAAGCUCUUCUCCGAGCAUGACAUCUUCCUCGCCGACGAGCGCAUCAUCAACCGGCUGCCCAAGGUGCUCGGCAAGACGUUCUACAAGACGUCCCUCAAGCGGCCGAUACCGGUCGCGUUGGAGGCCAAGCGACGAAAGGUGGACGGCAAGCGGCCGAAGCGCGACAAGACGAACGAGGACGACCUCAACGUCGGCACCGCGGCCGACAUUGCGAAGGAAGUGGAAAAGGCGCUAAGCUCCGCUCUCGUCAGCCUCUCGCCGUCGACAAACACGGCCGUCCGUGUCGGUUACGCGGCUUGGACGGCCCAGCAGAUCGCCGAGAACGUCGAAGUGGUGACCAAGGCUCUCGUCGAGAAAUGGGUGCCGCAGAAGUGGCGCAACGUCAAAAGCGUUCACAUCAAGGGUCCCACAACGGCCGCCCUGCCCAUCUGGCUGACGGACGAGCUAUGGCUCGACGACAUGGACGUUAUCGCCGACGAGGCCGGCUCGGCACAGGCUCUGGAGAAGGCCAACGUGGGCAAGAAGCGCAAGUCCCUCGAGGGUGCUCGUCCGGAAACGGAUUCGCCCGCGGCCAAGAAGGCGAAGAAGGCUGCACCUAAGACCGAGGGCGACGACGAAGUGCUCGAUCAGCAGAUCGCCAAGCGCAAGGCAUCGUUGCGGAAACAAAAGGCGGCAGCCAAGAAGGCGAUUGAGUGA